Beta vulgaris subsp. vulgaris (sugar beet) is the source of this 1965-nucleotide messenger RNA. Its product is annotated as protein FAR-RED IMPAIRED RESPONSE 1-like. Lineage: Eukaryota; Viridiplantae; Streptophyta; Magnoliopsida; Caryophyllales; Amaranthaceae. The transcript is spliced from 6 exons. Gene Ontology annotation, biological process: regulation of DNA-templated transcription. The record is from RefSeq and is a predicted model, not a curated record. The coding region runs from base 1 to 1965 and encodes 654 amino acids.
AUGGGUGAGGAUAUUGAAUUCAGCACACCAAAUGAUGAACAGCAGCGAAGAAGUAGAAGAGUUGACUUUGAUUUGAAUGAGGAAGUGCCUGACAUAUUUUUGGAGGAGGAGUCAGGACAGUUAGUUGAAUUGUGCAACGAGGAUAACAUUGUUGAGGAAUGUGUAAGUGGAUCAUUUACAUCAAAUAAUACAUCAAAUAAUAAGGUUGAUGUUCCUAAUGUUGGCAUGGUAUUUGGUACAUGGGAUGAGAUUGACGAAUGCUUUGUGAAAUACGGGAAACAAGAGGGUUUUGGUGUUCGUAGGGUAGGUGGUGGUAGUAGUAUGCAAAAGAAAGAGAAGGUGAAGGUUAUGCGUAAUUAUACGUGGAGAUGUGAGUGUGAAGGUGAACCAGACGGGAAGCGAACGGUGGAUGGUAAGCGGUUAACAGUUGGGAAAAAGGGUGUGGACGUAUCUAGUAGGAAGACGAAGAAGUGCAAUUGUCCUGUGAUGAUAUAUGCUAGUGUAAAUGAAGAAGGGUUAUGGGAAAUAAGGAAAGCAAUAUUACAACAUGAAAAUCAUAAUCCUACACCUAGCAAGGUUAGAAACAUAAGCAAAUUUCGACAAGAAGAAGUUAGUUGUGCUGUGCGGAGGAAGUUGUUUAAUGAUAAAGCUGCUGGAGUGAGUAUAUCUCAAAUACACAAAUCCAUUGCUACGGAUAGGAAUGGACUCGAGAAUAUGCCAAUAACUGAGAGGGACUUGCGUAACAUAGUAGCAAAGGAGCGUAGAUUGAAAUUUAAGGGCGGAGAUGCUAAUGCCAUGUUGAGUUAUUUUGACAGAAUGACAGAUGAUAACCAACAAUUCUUUCACAUGCAUCGUUUAGAUGAUGAAGGUCACAUGAAAGAUGUAUUGUGGGUUGAUGCGAGAAGUCGUGCAGCGUAUGAGUAUUUUGGGGACGUUGUAUGUUUUGACGCUACUUACCUUACUAAUGAUUAUGCACUUCCUUUUGCUAAUUUUGUGGGAGUAAAUCACCAUGAUCAAAGUAUAUUACUAGGAUGUGCUUUAGUAUCUCACGAAGAUGCGGAAACUUAUACUUGGGUCUUUAGUACUUGGGUGAAGUGUAUGGGUGGUAAAGCGCCUAAUUGUUUUCUUACCGAUCAAGAUGCUGCAAUGAGGAAGGCGUUGGUGAAUGCUAUGCCCGGCACUAGCCACCGUUGGUGUUUAUGGCACAUUCUUAUGAAGUUUGGUAAGAAGCUGGGUAAGUACGCGCUUUAUAAGGAGUUCAAAAGGGUACUUCUUGAUGCCAUAUAUGACAGUGUUUCAGCUGAAGAAUAUGAAGUUGAAUGGUGUGCUGCAAUAUCAAAAUACGGACUCGGGGAAGAUAAGUGGCUUGAAGGUUUGUAUAAGGAGAGGAUGAUGUGGGCUCCGGCAUAUAUGAGGCACAUGUUUUGGGCUGAACAAUACUGCAAUGCUAUGGAGAGUACGGCAAAUUCUGAGAAAGUAGCAGACGCAAAUAGUAUUAGGUACGUAAGACAACUUGCUACUGAUUGUAAAGCGGAGCCUGUGUUCCAAAAAUUAUACACAGAUGGUAAGUUUAAGGAAGUGCAAGCGGAGUGUCUCAAAAUGUUGUACGUCCAUUGGAGAGGGGUUCAAAAAUUAACAUACAAUAUAGAGGAGCACACAUUUGCAGAUAGAAUAUGGGUUAUAUGCAAGGAUACUAAGAAGGAGGCGGCUUAUUGUGGUGAAGUUGAUCUAGUAGUCGAUGCACUUAAGGUUCUUGAUGAUCGCAUAAAUGAGAGGAAGGCAUUGAAGAUGACUAGUAAUGGACCAAAAGAAGGCACUCCUUCAUCUGUGGGUAAUAAUACAAUUAGACAGGAUGUUACUCCUGGUUCGGUUGAUGAUGAUGAAGAAGCCUGCAAUUCAGAGAGCGAUGACGAUGAAUGUCAUGAAUUAGGGGGACAGGUUAAUAUAUGGUCAGGGUCGAUUUAA